AUGAGAACUCACGCCACAGAACACAUGCAGCCCCAGGCUGCCCUCACAAGCGGUCCUCUCGCCCAGGGUCAUGUAAAUGGGAUGCAAGAUGGAUUUGUCCACAAAGACGGGGGUCCCCGGCCAGAUGUAACUCAAACGAAGGGCAACGAAUUUGAGGAUUACUUCUUAAAGCGUGAACUACUCAAGGGUAUAUUUGAAAAGGGUUUCGAGAAACCCUCGCCAAUACAGGAAGAGGCAAUUCCAGUUGCACUCUCUGGCCGCAACAUUUUAGCCCGUGCCAAGAAUGGAACGGGGAAGACUGCUGCGUUCGCAAUUCCGGUCCUGGAGAAGUGCCAAAUUAACAAGCGCGCAAUUCAAGGUUUGAUCCUUGUCCCUACUCGUGAACUUGCACUGCAAACGAGUGCUGUCGUGAAGGAACUAGGUAAAUACCUAAACGUGCAAUGCAUGGUUUCGACGGGGGGCACGAGCCUUCGAGAUGACAUCAUGCGGCUUCACAACACUGUUCAUGUUCUUGUGGGGACGCCUGGGAGGAUUCUGGAUCUUGCAAACAAAGAUGUGGCAGAUCUGCGACAAUGUCACAUUGUGGUUAUGGACGAGGCCGACAAACUGCUUUCCCCAGAAUUCCAGCCGAUUGUUGAGAAGCUAAUCGAGUUCAUUCCUAUGCAGCGGCAAAUACUGAUGUUUUCUGCCACAUUCCCCGUGACAGUCAAGGACUUCAAGACUAAAUAUCUUGCAGAUGCUCAUGAAAUAAAUCUAAUGGACGAGCUAACGCUGAAAGGCGUAACCCAGUACUACGCUUUCGUGGAAGAACGACAGAAAGUUCACUGUCUAAAUACAUUGUUUGCGAAGUUGCAAAUCAACCAGGGCAUCAUCUUUUGUAACAGCGUGACGCGCGUCGAGCUGUUGGCAAAGAAGAUUACAGAGCUGGGCUUUUCCUGCUUCUACAUACAUGCGAGGAUGCUGCAGCCUCACCGCAAUAGGGUGUUCCAUGAUUUUCGAAAUGGUGCCUGCCGCUGCCUGGUGUCGUCGGAUCUGUUUACAAGGGGUAUUGACAUUCAGUCCGUCAAUGUCGUGAUUAACUUUGACUUCCCUCAGAAUUCAGAGACGUAUUUGCACAGAAUUGGACGUUCUGGCCGCUUUGGUCACCUGGGUUUGGCGGUGAAUCUGGUUACGUACGAUGACCGGUUCAACCUCUACAGGAUCGAGCAUGAACUUGGGACCGAAAUAAAGCCAAUACCCAGCCACAUCGACCCCGAAACAUAUACAUGA
This is a messenger RNA of Eimeria maxima, 1269 nucleotides long. RefSeq names its product ATP-dependent RNA helicase, putative. Gene Ontology annotation, cellular component: P-body; cytoplasmic stress granule. The transcript is spliced from 5 exons. NCBI's taxonomy places the organism in Eukaryota, Apicomplexa, Conoidasida, Eucoccidiorida, Eimeriidae. Gene Ontology annotation, molecular function: mRNA binding; RNA helicase activity; ATP binding. The record is from RefSeq and is a predicted model, not a curated record. Gene Ontology annotation, biological process: P-body assembly; cytoplasmic stress granule assembly. Bases 1 to 1269 code for a protein of 422 amino acids.